This is a messenger RNA of Tachyglossus aculeatus (Australian echidna), 5793 nucleotides long. RefSeq names its product ER degradation enhancing alpha-mannosidase like protein 1 (gene EDEM1). NCBI's taxonomy places the organism in Eukaryota, Metazoa, Chordata, Mammalia, Monotremata, Tachyglossidae. The record is from RefSeq and is a predicted model, not a curated record. Gene Ontology annotation, biological process: carbohydrate metabolic process; endoplasmic reticulum mannose trimming; mannose trimming involved in glycoprotein ERAD pathway. Gene Ontology annotation, molecular function: mannosyl-oligosaccharide 1,2-alpha-mannosidase activity; calcium ion binding. Gene Ontology annotation, cellular component: membrane; endoplasmic reticulum.
GUCACGCUCCAAAAUAAUGCCCGCGGAGCCCGAGCGACAAUGCAAUGGAGGUCGCUCGUCCUGGGGCUGGUGUUGCUGAGGCUCGGUCUCCAGGGGGUCCUGUGGCUGGUCUUCGGGCUAGGACCCAGCAUGGGCUUCUACCAGCGCUUCUCCAUCAGCUUCGUCCUCCAGCGGCACGGGGUGGUCAAGAUCUCGGUUCCCUUCUCGUCCUCGGCCCGGGCCGGUAGCGGAGAGGCGGCGUCCCCGUCCUGGCUGGAGCCCCCCGGCACCAGCGGCGGCCCGGGGGGGGGCCCCGAAGCGGGCCCCGAGUCCGGACUGUGCAGCGCGUCCCACUGGGGCUACCUGCUGAGUGGCCGGGGCCCGGCCGGGGCCGCCGGCGAGGACGAGUACGAGAAACGGUACAGCGGCGCCUUCCCUCCGCAACUGCGGGCCCAGAUGCGGGACCUGGCCCGCGGAAUGUUCGUCUUCGGCUACGAUAAUUACAUGGCCCACGCCUUUCCCGAGGACGAGCUUAACCCCAUCCACUGUCGGGGCCGCGGCCCCGACCGGGGUGACCCUUCAAAUCUGAACAUCAACGAUGUCCUGGGAAAUUAUUCAUUAACUCUGAUUGAUGCAUUGGACACCCUUGCAAUAAUGGGAAAUUCUUCAGAGUUCCAGAAAGCGGUGAAAUUAGUGAUAGACACAGUUUCAUUUGACAAAGACUCAACAGUUCAAGUCUUUGAGGCAACAAUCAGAGUCCUGGGAAGUCUUCUCUCUGCCCAUAGAAUAAUCAUUGAUUCCAAGCAGCCUUUUGGGAACAUGACCAUUAAGGAUUAUGAUAACGAGUUAUUACAUAUGGCUCACGACCUAGCUGUGAGGCUACUACCUGCCUUUGAAAACACGAAAACCGGAAUUCCUUAUCCUCGGGUGAAUCUAAAGAAAGGUGUCCCCCCUGAUAGCAAUAAUGAGACAUGCACUGCAGGAGCUGGCUCCUUGCUGGUGGAAUUUGGGAUUCUUAGCCGGCUGUUGGGGGAUUCCACAUUCGAAUGGGUGGCCAGGAGAGCCGUGAAAGCCCUCUGGAAUCUCCGAAGCAAUGACACUGGAUUAUUAGGAAAUGUUGUGAACAUUCAAACUGGCCAUUGGGUUGGAAAGCAAAGUGGCCUGGGUGCUGGAUUGGAUUCGUUCUAUGAAUAUCUCUUGAAAUCUUACAUUCUCUUUGGAGAAAAAGAAGAUUUAGAGAUGUUUAAUGCUGUGUAUCAGAGUAUCCAGAACUACUUAAGAAGAGGCCGUGAAGCCUGUAAUGAAGGUGAAGGAGACCCUCCACUGUAUGUUAACGUCAACAUGUUCAGUGGGCAGCUGAUGAACACCUGGAUUGAUUCCCUGCAAGCUUUUUUCCCUGGACUGCAGGUUUUAAUAGGGGAUGUGGAGGAUGCCAUUUGCCUCCAUGCCUUUUAUUAUGCCAUAUGGAAGCGAUAUGGUGCACUUCCAGAAAGAUACAACUGGCAGCUACAGGCUCCGGAGGUCCUUUUCUAUCCACUGAGGCCAGAGCUGGUGGAAUCGACAUAUCUUCUGUACCAGGCAACCAAGAAUCCUUUUUACCUCCACGUGGGAAUGGAUAUUCUCCAGAGUUUGGAGAAGUACACAAGAGUCAAAUGUGGUUAUGCUACUUUGCACCAUGUUGUAGACAAGUCAAAAGAAGAUAGAAUGGAGAGCUUCUUUCUCAGUGAGACCUGUAAAUAUUUGUAUCUGUUGUUUGAUGAGGAGAAUCCAGUGCACAGAUCUGGAAAUAAGUAUAUGUUUACUACUGAGGGACACAUCGUGUCUGUGGACAAACACCUUCGGGAUUUACCCUGGAAAAACUUCUUUCCAGAGGAUCAAGGGGAGACUGAAGUGGAAAAACAUAUGCACAGAUCCAAACCUGCAGAAUUAAAAGUUAUCAACUCAAGCUCAAAUUGCAAUCGAGUUCCUGAUGAGAGAAGGUAUUCUCUGCCUCUGAAAAGUGUCUAUAUGAGACAGAUUGAUCAGAUGGUGGGCCUGAUCUAAGUUGUUACUGUUUGGGUAGCAAUAUAAAAAGAAGCAUCUGAACCGAUGGAAGAAAGAAUAUGGAUAUUGGGUCAGGAAUGAUGUAGGCAAUUCUUUCCAACUGCACAUCUAUUAUAAUGUACAUGCAUAUUUUAAUGAUUCUCUGUUCAAUAAAAAUGCCUCCAGGUUUGUGUAGGAUUUAAUUUGAAACUGAGGAGGUCGUAGAUUGCCUAGUUUGCCAUAAUUUGCCACCUGAGGAAAAUUAAGAGUGCCAAAGCUUGAUUAGUCAAUUACCAACAAAGGUUGAGUACUUUGGGAUUUACAACUCUUUUAAAAUUUGCUAUCACUUGCCAUAAAUGCAGUAUUGCUACCUCUUUGUUCUGGGAUUAUGACUGAAGUCCCUCUGAAAAGAUCUGAGCUUUACUUGGAAUAACUUUUUGUUGUCUCUGAAAACUCCAGCUUUUCCUCACUAAUUUCAUUAUUGGGCUGUUCUCCCAGGUUAGCAAUAACCCAUUCUUUUAUGCAUUAUUGGUUUGUAUAAACCAAUCUAGAAAAAUCAGGCAUUGAGCCCAAGCAAUCCUCAUAUGUUUGUUUCACUUCUGAUGAAGCAAUUAUUCUAGUCAACCUUAACAUGAAAUCAGAUUCUACACAAUGGCUCAUUGUAUGGAGACGGUAAUAGGCAGAUUGGAGUUUUAAUUUGAACAUAAAUUUAGGGACCUGAAGAGCAAGACCUGUGCCGCUCAAAACCCCGAUACCUUGGAGAAAAAGAAAAUGCAAAUAAGGAACUCAGAGCUCUUAUUUUGUUUAAACGUUUCAGGUGCUCCCAUAUGUGAUAACCAAGUUCCCUGUUCCUAAUCUGUUUUGGGCUAAAAAUCUCUUUCUUGUAUCUAGUGCCAAUAUAGAGGGAUGUAGAAGGGGAAAGAUUAUAGAAAUGAGUGGGACCAGAAUUCCUCUAUUACAUUCCUUGAGCAGUUCCAACAUCCGCAUUUUAGGUUAGUGCCUUAAAAUAACUUUGGUCAUAAGAAAGCUAAGCUGCUAAUUAUUUUAGCGAAUUUGUUCAGGUUAGACUCCCCUGGGCUUGUAUAUAGGAAUAGAGGAGCUAAGUACAGAACAGCCUAAGGAGUAGGAGUUGUUUGCUUUUUCUUUCUCCCAAACUGGACAGAUCCAUUUUUUCAGCCUAAUGCAGUUUGUGAGGCUUGCAAUUUAGUAAGAGAAUGGAACUGAAUCUAGGUAAAGGUCCAUUUUUUGGGGGAUGUAUAUCUGAACUAAAAAAAAAAAAGAGGUCCUGCUUGUAAUUUUUUCAAGGACAACUGAAUUUCCAUGAGCUCAAAUGAUGCCAAACUGGUGAGGCUGAAGAUGCAGCCCAAACCAGAAUUAAACUUGGAAAAAUGAGUGGUUUGAUUCCACGAGGUAUUAUAUCCUCGGGUACAAUACAUUUCCACAUAAAGAUUUAGCUUUUAAAAUCCAGUCUCAUGUGUCCACUUGCCACUGUUUCUCUCUUCAAUCUGCUUUUUUUCCUCAAACCAUUUCCUAAGGAAAUGUUGUUCGAGGAAGGAAACGGCCAACUAGGCCAUAGCACUCAUCACACUGGAGAGAAUAUCCACCUUGAGCCGAAUGGGAACAGUUCAAUUCCUUAUUGUAAGUACCAUACAUUUUAGAAUUUUUUUUAUAUAUUUAGGAAGACUAUUUUGAAAUACUUGGUAUUUCUAAAACUUUAGGCUCAAUUCUUAUUUUUCAACUUGACAUGACAAAUUUUUUUCAUUUUAUGAGAAUAGGAAUCAAAGAUUUUAAUGUUUUCAAGUAUUAUUUUGCUCAUGAAAGCCUACCCCAUUUGCCAUCAGCUUCCUUUAGUUGGAUCCUCUGUUACCAUUCCCUUUUCCAGCAACCCUGCUAACGCCAUCGAGGUGAAGGCAGAGGUGUGUCUGGGUGGGAGAAUCUGGGACUGGAGGACUGAAAUAUGCACUCCCAUGCCAGCAGUGAGAAACAACCCUCAUAUUGCCCACUCUCAGCUUUGCUCCUGUCAGACUUCUUCCCUGACACCUUUUGGUGACCAUAGGUCCCUGUGCUUGCUCUUUCUCCUGCUUCUGUUAUUUUUAUUCCACUGCUCCUGAUCUUCCUCCACUGCUCCUUCUCCUCCUGCUCUUCCUCCACUUUUUUUCUUCCUCCCCACAUCUCUCACCACCUCUUUUUCCCCCCAUCACUGCUUUCACGCCUCUUUCAUCAUCUCUGCUUCCUCCAUCCCUCUCCAAACUCCCUUACUGUAAACAUGGGUGUUCCAGGCCUGAACUCCUUUUUCUGCCACUCAUACAUCUCAGGGACAUCAUGCUAGACUUUCUGAAUAUGAAACAAAUAAUGUUGUGCAUUUAGCCAGGACUUUCUUGUCUUGUUGCACCUGUAUGAAUGAGAAUUUUUGCGAAUCAGUGGUUUCACUAAAAUCCCUCUAUUUAAGCUCCAUGCCAAAUCAAAGCACACUCCCAAGAUGCUAAACCCCAAUGGUUGAGGGCGAAAGGCCAAUGGUACAUGUGGCCACGUGCCACAUAUCAUUGUAAGUGACAAUUCAGUCUGAUAGCUAUUGGCGAGAGAAAGCAAUGAGUUCUGUUUCAUCAUGUGAAUGUUUCAUCAUGUGAAUGAGAGCAUUUUUUGUCUGCCUUGAGAAGCCUGACUGCUCCAAGUUUGCUUCGGCACGCACAAACUGAAACAUAUUUGCAAAAAAAGCCUGAAAAUCAUGUGCCUACAAAGAUAAGAUUUGAGUGUUGAAGGGAUGAAAAAAGCCCAACAUAUAGGACUGGUUUCAUGUACGUCUGUACUGCACAUGAUCAAAAGUAGGUUUAAAACAGAAGUACUAGCCAGCUUUGUGACUUUACUAGCCUUAACUCAGAUUUUUACAAUUCCCUUUGGAUGCUGCGCUGAGGCCUUGCGGUAGGAAAUAUUUCCCAAUUUAGCAGUUCCCAUGCUCACUAUGCCCUGUGUGAUCUCCUCUUGGAUUAACAUAGGAUCAGUGCACCAGGAUGGAGACGGCCUGCACCUUUUGGUAAUCCGUAUCUCUCUGUGUAAAACAGAACACUCGGACUUUUAUAUCCCUUUUCAUAAGGCCUGAAGGGUUUUGGACAUUUGAAAGCCAGUGGUGCAAGAACUCUGCCCUCCCAGGAUUAGUGUAGCAUAAGCAGCCUCAAAGUGACCCUUCUCUUCACUACCCCACUGUUGUACCUCCACUCUGUCCCAUGGAGUUGGGUGGGGGGCGGGGGGAACCCCCACAGUGAGAGGAAAAAGGCCUGGGUUCCAGAAAUGAGCUACAAACAUGGCAGCUGUGAUUACACAGAAGUUGGAUGGAAGAUUAGAGCGAAAUGUUAUCCCUUAGACCGUGGGAUAGGUUAAGUAUAGUACACACAUGAACUAAAUGUGAACCAGGUAAAAUGUUUACCUGGAAAAUUUCAGAUCAUUCACCUUCCCAUAGCCUCUUAAUGCAGGACACAGGGCACAGUUUUUAUUCUGCACUAGAAUGAAAAAAAAUCAGUUUUUUUUACAGUGUUGGAAACUGCUGGGAUAACUUGUUGAAAUAUAUAGGGCUAUUGUGCUUUUUCACUCAGUGUAAUGUGCAAUAUAAUUUGCAAUUAUAAUUGGUAUUGUUAAUCUUUGUAAAUAAGAAAUGUAUUUAAAUUGAAGGGGAACUUUUUUGUUUUAAAAGGACCAAAUGUUCUUUUAUAGAUGUUUUAAGGAAUAUUUUGCUUUCUGAAAUUUAUUAGUGUUUUUACAAAUAAUUUUUAUUAAAAGAUUAUCUUUUUUGAAUAGUCA